Messenger RNA from Aspergillus brunneoviolaceus CBS 621.78, 1919 nucleotides. Its product is annotated as multicopper oxidase. The coding region runs from base 1 to 1791 and encodes 596 amino acids. Gene Ontology annotation, molecular function: copper ion binding; oxidoreductase activity. Lineage: Eukaryota; Fungi; Ascomycota; Eurotiomycetes; Eurotiales; Aspergillaceae. The transcript has 3 exons. The record is from RefSeq and is a predicted model, not a curated record.
AUGAAGUUCUCUUCCAGCAAGCUGGCCUUGUUGUCAGUGAUCCCUGGCUUGACCCAGUGGGCUUCUGCUCGCGUUGUUCAAUUUCAGAUCGAUCUGACAUAUGAGGAUCAUGAGGUCGCUGGAUUCGUGCGCAAAACUAUUCUCAGUAAUGGGCAGUUCCCUGGACCCCACCUGCAAUUGAAGCAGGGUGACGACGUGGAGUUCCUGGUGAACAACUCGAUGCCUAUGGCGACGACUGUUCAUUUCCAUGGUAUCGAGCAAAGAGGCACACCAUGGUCGGACGGGGUCCCCGGAUUGACCCAGGAACUUAUCCAGCCUGGAGAACAAUAUCUGUACACCUGGACGGCCAAUGACUAUGGCACCUAUAUCUAUCACUCUCACUCCAGAGCUCUGCUGGACGAUGGGUUGUACGGCUCAAUCUAUAUCGAACCGGCGGAGUCGGUGGAGAGACCGUUCGAUUUGAUCACCAAUGAUCCAGACGAAUUGCAGGCAAUGCUGGAUGCGGAACAGAGCACGCAGCCAAUCCUGCUCUCUGAUUGGAAGCACUUUGACUCCACGGACAUCCUACGGCUAGAGAAGGAAUCGGGCGUGGAAAGUAUCUGCACCAGUGCCGUUCUGGUCAACGGCAAAGGUUCCGUAUUCUGUCCCCCGCAGGAGCAUAUCAAUGCGAUCACGACGGCUGCUCAGAAAGAGAUUCUGGGGAAUACGACUUUGACUGAUAUGGGAUGCAUUCCUGCCGAAGUUCUCUUUGGCCCGGCAUAUCCGAUCGAUACCAGCAAGCUGCCAGAUGGCUAUUAUAAAGGCUGUACGGCCAGCAAGGGUCCUACCGAAGUUCUAAGCGUGGGCGCAGGCUAUCAGAGCUAUGACCUGAUCAGUAUGGGGGGUGUCACCUCCCUGGUGUUCUCUAUUGACGAGCAUCCCAUGUAUGUCUAUGCGGUGGACGGCCGCUAUGUUGAGCCCAUGCUGGUCGACGCUGUCACCGUACCUAUCGGGGCACGAUACUCGGUUCUUGUCAAGUUGGACCAGCCUGCUGCUGACUAUACUGUCCGUAUCGCCAACAACUACGCGACCCAGGCCAUCAAUGGCACGGCUAUCAUGUCCUACGAGAAGCAGGGCUCAAAUGCCUCCAGCGGCUCGAACCAGGUCUCUCAGCCUUCAAUCACCGAAGUCGGAAGCAAUGCCACGGCCAGUACAGUUUUCCUGAACGAGACCCAGGUGGUUCCUUUCCCCGUGGUAGCACCAGCUGUGGAUGUUGACCACACCUAUAUCAUUGACAUCGUCCCAUACAACGCCUCGUACACCUGGAUGAUGCACAAUGCCAGUUACGCGUCAUCGAAUGAGGGGCUUUUCCCGGUUCUUUACAACCGCAGCUCGAUCCCAGCGCAGUAUACAUUAUCCACGCUGAACAACACCUGGGUAGACCUCAUUAUCAACAUCACGACUGCUGGACAGCCAAAUCAUCCCAUCCACAAGCAUUCUAACAAGUAUUUCGUCAUCGGCUCGGGUCAAGAGACGUUUACAUACUCGUCAGUGGCCGAGGCCAUGCAGUAUAUCCCGCAGAACUUCAACCUGGACACACCUCAGAUGCGAGACACUUUCUUCUCUCCGCCGGCGACGACGGGCCCUACCUGGUUAGCCCUGAGAUACCAGGUGGUCAACCCAGGCCCAUUCCUGAUGCAUUGCCAUCUUCAGAUGCAUCAGAACGGAGGUAUGGCCCUUGCAUUGCUUGAUGGAGUCGACGCAUGGCCCAAUACCACUGAGCAUCGAAUGCCGGUGAAGGCCACGCCGUGAGGCAAGGGUAACUUUCUUUGCUUCAGUGUAUACAUGAUAUUCAUAGUAUUGUAUAUUCCUUGUACUCAUACUAAUAAUUGAACUUCUUUUCUUGCGUGCCGUUCCUUGUUUGGAGACUGAUAGACUAG